AUAAGAAACUGUGUCUCUCUUUUUGCCUUCUCUUGACCUUUUUUUCUCUUUCCAGAAACGCAUGCUUUAAAAUCUGUGAUAACGUCAUCCUCCUUGUCCAAUUGGAAGUUUUCUGCUCUCUAAACAAAUUAAAUAUUAAACCACACUAAUUAAUACUUAAAUUUUUAAUCAUGCUUGUUUAUAAGGGAAACCCCGUUCUUGAUGCAUCAUUUCUACCAUUCACUAACACAAGACAACAUCAUUAGUGCAACCCUUUAGCUGUCCAAAUUUCUUGAUGGACCCUGUACAAAAUAGAGGACUACCUAGCUAGCUAAGCUCCAACUAUCUCUUGGUUUUUAUCAAAAAAAACACAACUUUCUCAUGAUUUUGUUCCCUUUUCCUCCUCACCUUCUUUCCUCUUCUAGCCUUCAUCAUAAAAAAUAAUUUUAUGUGAAACAAUUAAUUAUGGGGUGUUUUGUUUUAUAAUUAACACGCCCUUAUUUUCCUAUCUUAGAUAUAUGUAUGUAUGCAUCAUCAACGGUUGUUAUGAUGGAGUCAAUGGAGUCGUGUGUCCCACCUGGAUUCAGGUUUCAUCCGACCGAUGAAGAGCUUGUUGGCUAUUAUCUAAGGAAAAAAGUUGCAUCGCAAAAGAUCGAUCUUGAUGUUAUUAGAGAAAUCGAUCUUUACAGAAUUGAACCAUGGGAUCUACAAGAGAGAUGCCGGAUCGGAUAUGAAGAGCAGAAUGAGUGGUAUUUCUUUAGCCACAAGGAUAAGAAGUAUCCAACAGGGACAAGGACUAAUAGAGCAACCAUGGCGGGCUUUUGGAAGGCGACCGGGAGAGACAAGUCAGUUUAUGACAAAACAAAACUCAUUGGCAUGAGGAAAACCCUUGUCUUCUACAAAGGAAGAGCCCCAAAUGGGCAGAAAACUGACUGGAUCAUGCAUGAAUACCGGCUUGAAUCCGAUGAAAAUGGUCCUCCACAGGCAAGCUUAUCAACUUAUGUCACUCUACCCCCCUCCCCUCCUCAAUUGAUAUGUCAUACAAUAAAGGAAGAAGGAUGGGUAGUUUGUCGUGCAUUCAAGAAGCGAACUACUGGCCAAAACAAGAGCAUUGAAGGAUGGGACUCAAGCUACUUCUAUGAGGAAUCAAGUGGGGUUAGCUCAGUGGUGGAUCCUAUGGAUUAUAUAACAAGGCAACCACAAAACUUUUUGGCUCAGAAUUUCUUGUGUAAGCAGGAGAUAGAAGGAGAUAACUUAAGUUUUAUGCACUCGGAAAAUUUUGUACAGCUUCCUCAGUUAGAGAGCCCAUCCCUGCCAUUAAUAAAGAGGCCAACCUCAUCAGUAUCUUUGAUAUCAGAGAAUAACAACAGUAACAAUGAAGUGGAAGAGCAAAAUAGAAUGUUGUCCAACAACAGCACCCAGAAGGUAACUGACUGGAGAGCCCUUGACAAGUUUGUUGCUUCUCAGUUGAGUCAAGAAGAUAGAUACGACGGUGAUGGUGUUUCAAGCUUUGUUGGAGCGGAAAAUAACUCAUCAGAUAUGUCAUUGCUGUUAUUGCAGAGUGGAAGAGACGAAGGGAACAACAAAUUUAAUGGAUUCUUAAAUUCAAGUCCUGACUGUGAUAUUGGAAUAUGCAUAUUUGAGAAAUGAAUCUGGGGAUUUUAAUAGCUUUUUCUUACUUGUAGUAUCACUACUCUAAUGUAUGAUGAAUCUGAUGAAAUUUAUUUUAUAUAUAUAUAUUUCUGUUAAAAUA
This is a messenger RNA of Populus nigra (black poplar), 1732 nucleotides long. RefSeq names its product NAC domain-containing protein 37-like. Bases 502 to 1629 code for a protein of 375 amino acids. The transcript is spliced from 4 exons. The record is from RefSeq and is a predicted model, not a curated record. Gene Ontology annotation, molecular function: DNA binding. Gene Ontology annotation, biological process: regulation of DNA-templated transcription. NCBI's taxonomy places the organism in Eukaryota, Viridiplantae, Streptophyta, Magnoliopsida, Malpighiales, Salicaceae.